GACGAAGACCAAAAAAUGGAUUUACUCUCAGAAUCUUUGAAAGGAAGAUUAUUAUUUGCUAUACCAAAGAAAGGCCGUUUAUAUGAGAAAUGCAUUGAAUUGUUAUCUGGUGCAGACAUACAGUUCACCAGAUCAAACAGAUUAGAUAUUGCUCUCUCACGUAACCACAAUUUAGCUCUCGUCUUCCUUCCCGCAUCAGACAUCCCUAGAUUCGUCGGAGAAGGUAACGUAGCACUUGGUAUCACCGGCCAAGAUAUGAUAGCUGAGGCUGCCGUCGAAAACCUCGUCACAGAGGUUUUACCACUCGGUUUUGGUAAAUGCAGAUUACAAAUCCAAACACCUGAGCGUGGUCCUUUACAAAAAGUAGAAGAUUUAGCUGGAAAGACUAUUGCAACCUCCUUCGAAGUCCUCUCAGGUAAAUUUUUCUCAAAACUCGAUGAACAAAGAGGAGACGGUGUAUCUACAAAGGUUGAAUACCUCGAUGGUAGUGUAGAAGCAGCUUGUACAUUGGGUGUUGCCGACGCAAUCGUUGACUUGGUUGAAUCUGGUGAAACUAUGCGUGCAGCUGGAUUGCACGCUAUCCACACAUUGAUGACUUCAGAAGCUGUUCUCAUCCAAUCCAACAAGAAAGUACAAAAUGAAGAUCAAGAAUUACUCAUAAAGAAGAUCAUUUCACGUAUAAGAGGUGUCAUGGCUGCUAAGAAGUACGUUUUGUGUAAUUACAACAUCGAACGUAAGCACCUCGAUGCGGCCAUCAAAUACACACCUGGUAGAAGAGCGCCAACUGUUAGUCCACUCGAAAAUGAAGGCUGGGUAGCUGUUUCUUCGAUGGUUGAAAGAAAGCAAUUGGCAGAAUCGAUGGACGGAUUAGAGAACAGCGGUGCCCACGACAUUUUAGUUAUUGCACUCGACAAUUGUAGAGUUUAAUUGUAGGAUUUAUAAAAUAAAUUUUUUUAUUGGCUUAAACCGUCAAUU
This is a messenger RNA of Wallemia mellicola CBS 633.66, 975 nucleotides long. RefSeq names its product HisG-domain-containing protein. Gene Ontology annotation, biological process: L-histidine biosynthetic process. Bases 16 to 927 code for a protein of 303 amino acids. The record is from RefSeq and is a predicted model, not a curated record. Gene Ontology annotation, molecular function: magnesium ion binding; ATP phosphoribosyltransferase activity. The transcript has 3 exons. Lineage: Eukaryota; Fungi; Basidiomycota; Wallemiomycetes; Wallemiales; Wallemiaceae. Gene Ontology annotation, cellular component: cytoplasm.